UAGCCAUCGCCAAGUCGCCUUGAUUGAGGAUAGGAUUCGCUCUUUUUUCUCCCUCUCCUUUUCUCGUACUCCUGUUCCAUCGCCUUAUUUGGCUCUUUCUCCUGAUGUUCACCUGCGAUGCCUGUCUUCGUCGGGCACUUAUCUCGCUGGGGUGCGGCGCCGGUCCGUCACACUUCCCAUCUCCCUUGUCUAGACACUCGUUCGAGCACGCGAUCAAUUCCACGGCUGCCUUCUCUCGCGAUCAUGCAACUCUACAAUCCCUCAGAAAGGGCCAUCACCGCAACGAGCUUUUCAGAGCCCUAAAAGAGGAACGCAAAACCCCCCCCGUGAAAGCCAAGCCGUCGAACGCUCGCGCAAAACUCCUGGCGAAAGAUGCUCAGGCAAGGGAACGCAACUGGUUGCAGCGCCUUGAACCCUCCGACCGAGAAGCAUAUCUGAAGAAGGCGAUGGAGAAGGAAGCCAGAUACUUGGUGGACCCUCUGAAACUGGCUCAGGGCGUCGUCGAAAAACUCCGGGACCACAAUCUGCAGGCCGCCUUGGAGCUGGUCCGUGCAAGUGAAAGGGCUCAUAACGGCAAGGGAGUGGACAAUGUCGUCAGUUGGAAUCAUAUCAUAGAUUGGCUGAUGGGCCAGGAGUCUCCUGGCGAGGCGUGGAAGGUCUACAACGAGAUGAAAAAACGAGGCCAUAAACCCGACUCCCACACUUACACCAUUAUGCUGAGAGGCUAUCGCGAUAAUGUCAAAAACCCGAACGCCGUUCAGCAAGCGUUGAGCGUUUACGACUCCAUCUCCGCCGCCAACUCGGCAGUCACUCCGACUACCAUUCAUACAAAUGCUGUCAUCAGUGUUUGCGCGCGCGCGCAUGAUAUUGAUGCCAUAUGGAGAAUUGCUGGGAGACUUCCUGAACGUGGACCUGGCGCCCCAGACCACGUUACGUUCACCACCAUACUGCAGGCCCUGAAUAGCGAAGCGCAAAAGAGGGCAAUAGAUCGAGGAGGCAGAGAAGGACCUGGUUUUGAUCCGCAGCCAAUAUUUGACCAAGUGAUUGACGACGCGCGCAAGUUGUGGCUUGACAUUACCGCGCGAUGGAGAAGAGGAGACCUUCACCUAGAUGAGCCCCUUGUCUGUGCCAUGGGAAGAUUGUUGAUGCUCUCGAGCAAUCGAAAUACUCAUCUGGAUGUUCUCAACCUGGUCCAACAAGCCAUGAACAUAAGCAGAUUGCCUGAGGCUUCAAGUGCCGAUCCGGUAGAUAGGAUAGAGGAGGCGGCAGAGGAACAGGAAUUGGAAAUCGCAGCUAAGCACGAGCCUCCAACCUUCCUCGACAUUUCAGCAACGAGAGCAACCCGCUCGAGUCCGCCCUCAAGACAGCCCAGCAUGGCGAUCUCAUCUGUGUAUGCCACGCCUGGUACCAAUACUCUCUCAAUGCUCAUGGAGACAACCACCGCGCUUCGGAAGCUGAAGCUGGGCAAAUACUAUUGGGAAUUGCUCACAUCCGCAGAUGGCUCUUACAAGAUCGUUCCCGAUCAUCAGAACAUUAUGGCUUUCCUCCGUCUGCUUCGGGUUUCUCGCGCAAGUAGAGCGGCCUUGGACGUUCUUCGAGCUCCACGACCCAAUGACGUACGAGACAAACUCAUGGUUCGGGGCACAUUUGUCAUAGCCAUGAGCACCUGCCUCCGAGACAAGAAGAAUCCAAACGUCUUCGAGACGGCCAGCCGGAUUAUGGAUUUGAUGCAAGAGAGCACACAAGAUAUGAGAGUUGACCCUGAUGGUUCUGAAACAGAGCCUCAAGGCCAGAAGCUCAGGUUCUCUCCCAAAGUCCUCCGGAUGUAUUUGGAAGUUGCGAUGGCGACCACCAAAGGAAUUGGUGCCGGCCCGCUCGAGAAGACCAGCAAUGGAGACUUGGAUUUCGAGCGGGAUCCUAGCAAAAACCAUACUUUGAGAGCAUUGCGACGACUCGGUCCCGAUGUGAUCAACGUCAGGCAGCUAAUCAAAUCUCACUUGGUUGAGCUUGAACAACAAGCUGCCAUGAGAGGACGUACAAUCAGAGUCCAAAAAUUGCUUGAGAAGCGCCAGAUUACGCCGUACAGCGUCACUGAAAACAUCGGCGAACUGGUCGAGUUGCUGCGGACCAUGAUCAGUGCGAUUGACAAGAUCAUUCUGGUCAAUGAGCGAUUGGAGGAUGAUGGAAUGGGGCCUUUGGAUAAAAGCAUUUUGACCGAGUGCUGGUUGCAGAAACGCAAGUUGUCGGCCUUUGUAUCCAGGGUUGCGAAUGUGGUUGCGGACCCCAAAGGACCUGGAGAGCUGAAGGCGCGGCGUGUAGACGAAAGAGGUCGUCCCUUGACUGGCAGAGGCAAGCACAAGGAAGACGCAGAUGCCGGAGCCAAAGACGCCGAGGAGGCAGGCGACGAGAUGGCGGACGAGGGUUUUGAUGCCGGCAUGGCCCCUGCCAGUCCGCGCGCAAAACUCUUGGACGACAUCAAGACCGCGCAGGCCAAGCAAGCCAAGUCCAAGGAAGAACGAGGCCUCUCACGCCGGCAGAAACUGGAACUGAUCAAAGAAGAACAAAUCCGUGCGCAGUUCCCCAGCAGCGUGUUGAGAGAGCGGCAGAGCGGGCACGUUCGAACCCAGAGGAGGGAGACCACCGGGCCGGUAUCGACCCAGGGAAGCCGGGCGGGAGCUUCUCGAAAGGCGCCCGUUUGGAAAACGAGGCAGAUGGAGAUCAAGGAGAUGCGAAGAGAGAAAAGAGAGGCCAAGGCCAAGGAAGCCCAGGAGCGGAGAAACGAGAGGGAGACGUACAGGGGAUGGGGAGGCGGGUUCGAGGACAUGUUGAAAGUACAGGACAAGCCUGAAAGGGCCGGCAUUGUGGAAUUGGGGCCCUGAUUGUGUUUGGCGUCCCGACUAUUUGCACCCCUACGGUUAAUGUACGAUACAAGGCUUGAGAUAGCCUGGGAGGUGGCAUGGUUUCAAAGGCGUCGACUAGGACCAGAAAGCAAGGAAGGAGAUGGGCGUGAUACCAAAGAAUCUCUCCCUCUCUUCAUCUAUGAAUACAGGAAUUAUACUUGUCUACCCAGAAGGAAUGGAGUCUCUAAACGGCGCAGGAAAC
Molecule: messenger RNA, 3102 nt
Organism: Cladophialophora immunda
Lineage: Eukaryota; Fungi; Ascomycota; Eurotiomycetes; Chaetothyriales; Herpotrichiellaceae
Exons: 2
Coding region: 105-2879 (924 amino acids)
Molecular function (GO): protein binding
Source: RefSeq, a predicted model, not a curated record